AUGAUUAAAGGCUUAAGGGGAACAGGAGGAAAUAUCAUCCGACCACCCCUAUUUGCCCUAUUUGAAGACAAACCUUGGGUAUGCAUAUGGGCCUCCAAGGAUUUGCACAUAUUGCCACUACCUCAGGAUAAAAAAAUAUGGACGAAAAUCCAAAUAAUUCUAAAGAAAUCUACAGAGGUCCAGAGGGUAUGGGUUCUGAGAUUAAGUGGGUCAGUCCAAGAAACACUAGUGGCCUCCAUGAUGUCUGUGGCAGUCGCAGGAGGCGCCGAUAACAAAUUCGUGGCAUUCGAUAAAAAAGGUGGAGGUAGAGGUCGCGAAGUUGUCUACGGCACCUUCUGUUGGUGUUGUGUCCCAUGUCCCCUUGACCCGAGGGCGCCGUCACGUAAGACGUACUCGGAAACUCUUGCCAGUUCCCCUAAGGAUGUUACGGUAGUGGAGGUUGGGCCUGUUUCUGGGGCUGAGGGAUUGGGCACGGCCGAGCUGGUAAAGAAUAUGUUGAUGGAGACCGUCAGGCAAGCAGAAUUGGGCAGGCAAGUAGUUAGUUUUAGGGCCAGAAGCAAGGUAGUGAGGGUAAGCUUGGGCUCUGGUGACGCGGGCAAGCGGGUGGUCGAUUCGGGAAUUCUGGCCGGUGCCGGUUUGGUGGUUAAUAGAGUUGGUAAGAGAAGGCCGAGAGUCAUGCUAUUUGAAGUGCCCAAGGAAGUUUCUGAACAGCAGGUCCUACAAUUAGUCAAGGCGCAGAAUUUUCAGGCUGUGGCAGCAAACGAGUUUGGGAAGAGGGAUUCCUUGACUUGUGUUGGAGGUUGA
Molecule: messenger RNA, 804 nt
Organism: Nezara viridula (southern green stink bug)
Lineage: Eukaryota; Metazoa; Arthropoda; Insecta; Hemiptera; Pentatomidae
Source: the annotation of a GenBank genome assembly